This is a messenger RNA of Spinacia oleracea (spinach), 585 nucleotides long. RefSeq lists its product as uncharacterized. NCBI's taxonomy places the organism in Eukaryota, Viridiplantae, Streptophyta, Magnoliopsida, Caryophyllales, Amaranthaceae. The transcript has a single exon. The record is from RefSeq and is a predicted model, not a curated record. The coding region runs from base 1 to 585 and encodes 194 amino acids.
AUGGCGAUUAAUGAUGAUCACGUCGAAGAUCCUAUGAGAAAUGUGACCUUGCCUCCUAAUCAGGAUCCUGCUAGCAUAUAUUACAUCCAUCCUUCUGAUGCUAACUCUGUGCAGCUUGUUUCAUUCAAAUUCAAUGGUGAAGGCUUCACAGGUUGGAAGAAAUCAAUGCUGCUGGCAUUGUCAGCCAAAAAUAAAUUAGGUUUUUUUGAUGGAAGUAUCUGCAAACCUGAUGCUGGAACUGUUGAGUGUAGAUCAUGGGAAAGGUGCAACAAUUUGGUGUGUUCUUUGAUUCUAGGAAAUCUGAGUGAAAUAAUUGCUAAGAGUGUAAUGUUUUUGAAAUCUGCCAGAGAGGUUUGGUGUAAUCUUGAAGAGAGAUUUGGCUUGGCUUCCAUGGCACAGGUUUACUCUCUAGAACAGAAACUAGUUGAGUUAAUCCAAGGAGAAAAGUUUCUGAGUUUUUCACUGAAAUCAAGUCAAUCUGGGAUGCAAUUGAAGAAGCUCACCCUAUGCCUUACUGUACCUGUAACAAUUGCACCUGCAAUGUCACUAAGAAGUUUUUUCAAAGACAGCAAGAAAAAAUGGUGA